AUGCUAUUGGUUAUAUUGCAUGGCUUUGGUGAUGGCAAGAAGGCCUUGGGAGAACUUGCCGGGAAAAUCCAUCUUCCUGGAGUUGCAUGCUUGGUCGCUCGAGGAGAGCACCGCCUCCCAGGUGAGAUCCUCCCCGCUGAGCCCAGAGCUCCUGAGGCGGCUCCUCUCUUUAUUACUGGAUAA
Messenger RNA from Perkinsus marinus ATCC 50983, 183 nucleotides. RefSeq lists its product as hypothetical. The transcript has 3 exons. The record is from RefSeq and is a predicted model, not a curated record. Lineage: Eukaryota; Perkinsozoa; Perkinsida; Perkinsidae. Bases 1 to 183 code for a protein of 60 amino acids.